Saccostrea cuccullata (small rock oyster) is the source of this 1689-nucleotide messenger RNA. RefSeq lists its product as uncharacterized. The coding region runs from base 75 to 944 and encodes 289 amino acids. The record is from RefSeq and is a predicted model, not a curated record. The transcript is spliced from 5 exons. NCBI's taxonomy places the organism in Eukaryota, Metazoa, Mollusca, Bivalvia, Ostreida, Ostreidae.
UAGUUUCAUUUGGUUAGAAGUGGAGAAUUGAGAGAGAUCCAAGUGAUGUAGGAUGGUUAGAAUUAUACAGGAACAUGGUUAAUUUGGAUGGCUUAUUACUCUUUCUUAUAGGUUUCUUAUUCAAAGAGUCUAAAGGCACAGAGUUUGAGUACUUCCAGACCAAGGUCCAGGAGAAAGAUGCCUUGGCGGAUUGCCAGAGCAGAGGGCAGUACCUCGCCAUCAUCAACAGUCAGGAGAAGUUUAACCAGGUGUACAGUCUCCUCACGAACAGUGGAAGAGAAAUGCCCUCUGCUCCGGUUUACAUAGGAAUGAGAUAUAAUGCUGCUCUAAAGCGACACGAAUGGGUGGAUGGGACACCCGUAGACUGGGUCAACUGGUUUGUCAACGAACCAUUCAACGUGGACACGCGUCACUGCGUCAGACUCGAUCUCGACUCAGAUCUCAAGUUCCGCACGACUGAUUGCACGUAUCAACAUCACUAUGUGUGUUCCACUGAUGAAUCUGCAGUGACUGCUGUACAGACCACGAAGAGACAGACAUCCAAUGAUGUGAUGAUAGUUGGACUCUCUGUGGGGUUUGGUGUGUCUGCGGCUGUGAUAGCAAUUUGUUGCUUGAUGUGCUACUGUUGCUGUAGUUCACGUGAUCAACCAAAGCGCCCUCUGCUUCUUCACCACAACUGCCCGCCCAAACCAAGGGCCGUUGUAGGGAGUCUGCGCAGAAAGGAACCAGCGCCUUCCGUUUACUACAGUAAGCAAUCGUCUGGCAGAAACAGCAAUAAUACAUCUCGGACCGGAAGUAGUAAAUUAGAUGAUGAGGAUGAUUUGGACAGUGUUGUGAUAAAUCCGUCCGAUCGACGUACAUCGGUUAACAGCGGGGGGAUAAGUGACUACCAAGGUAGCAGUGCCUCUCCGCGUGACACUAACGAAAUUUUACACUAUAUUUAGUUUUAUUUCAUAACGUAUGGACAUAUUCAAAGACAUAAUUAAAAACAUCGAUUGAUAACUCUGAAAGCAAUCAUGCAAUCAGAACAGUAGGAAUUUUCUAAUUAUUAUUUCAGGAUGGAACAAACGAAAGCUCAAAGGGGUUGUACAAUCUUGUCAACCUUUUGUACCGAUUGCUGCAGUUCUGCAUUGUUCUUUGUCAAAGGGCAAAUAUUGCUAUUUUUUAUUUUAGAUGAAUCGAUAUAAUUUAUAAUGCUGAUUCAUAUUCCUUUACAUAAAAGUUUUCAAAGUACUUCAAAAUCAGGAUCGGCGAAAUAUGGAGUAUAGAUAAGCAUUGUAUGAAAAAGUAUUUGAAAGCGUAUUGUCGAUAAUAUUUGUUUAUGUUAGAGUAUGUUGCACUAAGUGUGCUAAUGUUGUACCUUAGUACUAAACCAUCAUCGCGAACUAAGCCACCCAGUAACUCACUGAAUUUGCUAACAGGGCUGACUGCAAUGUUAGAGAAAGUGAAAUACAUUUAAUCAAGUUUUAUCCAAUCAUCGCUUAUCAGUUAUGAAAAAAUACAUAAACUUCGUCAGUACUGUUUGAAUUCAGCGAGUUUUGUAUGUUUGCGUACAAGACAUUUUUGUAUAGGACGUGAUGGUUGCAAUUUGCUCUCUCUCUCUCUCUCUUAUGAUAAUGCACAUAUAUUUUGUUGUACUGCUCCUGUUAUACUCAAAGUUUGUUUUAACAUGAUUAAGAUUUAUUGUUA